UUACUUGUUGGUGCAGAUAUUGGAGAAGAAGAAGAAGGUUCACGACCUCAUAAAAAGAACUUCUUCCAGACUCGAUCCUCUUUCUCCCUUUGAUUCCUUCCGUCGUUACACAAAGAAUGACUUAUCUGUGUACCUGGAACCUGGCCGUGGAGAUAGACUAUCCUCAUCCCUGAAACAACACAUUCGAAAGCUCUUGAAGGUUCCAAUUCUUGAUUCGUCAAGUAUCAAGUGGGUGCAGCCCAACACUCUUGUUCGGUUCCGUGGAAUGAUACAGGACAUGCUUGGAAAUGAAUUCUAUGCUGGUGCUUACAAGGUUCCAGGACAAAACCAAUGGACUGAAUGUUCUUCUGUGGAGCUCAAGAACCGUUUUCUGGAUCUCACUGGUCAAAAACAGGGAGAAACGUGCAGGGUGGAUGAAGAAGGCUUAAUGGCUCACCUUCGUUGUCCUGGACUGUUUCUUGGUCAAACAGUUCGGAAAGGCAACACCAAGGUUCAGUUCAGCAAGGAGGCCAACAAUCUCUGCAACCUUAACUCCUACAACCACUCUGGUAAUUUUUAUUACAAUGAUCUUUGUUAUUAUCCUUAUAAUUAUGAUCUUCUUUUAAGUGAACUGAGAAAUAUGACAAGGAUACAUGUUUAUUUCUAAGGAUUUAUAAUGGAUAACACCAUUGGACUUA
Molecule: messenger RNA, 677 nt
Organism: Brassica napus (rape)
Lineage: Eukaryota; Viridiplantae; Streptophyta; Magnoliopsida; Brassicales; Brassicaceae
Exons: 4
Coding region: 266-646 (126 amino acids)
Source: RefSeq, a predicted model, not a curated record